Molecule: messenger RNA, 1184 nt
Organism: Episyrphus balteatus (marmalade hoverfly)
Lineage: Eukaryota; Metazoa; Arthropoda; Insecta; Diptera; Syrphidae
Exons: 3
Coding region: 196-1143 (315 amino acids)
Source: RefSeq, a predicted model, not a curated record
CAGCACAAUGUAAUAAUGUAAACAUACUGCACGUGCUUGUUCACAAUCGAUUGAAAAUAACUGCACAGGCAGGACGAAUAUUAGUUUAACUUUCGUUUACGAAUUCAGUUUUUCGCAAGGAAUCUAUAUUUUCUUUGGGCGUAUUCAAUUCGUUCGGUUUUUGUUUUUGGUGAAUUCGUUUUUGGAAAGUUAAAAAUGGGAAAACAUACCAAUAACCCUCAGUUUAGAGUUCUUGUUAGUUUCAUGAUAAAAUACCCAGAAUUAGCAAGAGGAUUUACUAGAUCCACUAAACAGACAUUGGAUGCAGAUGGUUUGUGGGCUGAUACUGUCAAGGAACUCAAUAAUCUAGGACCUCCAUGUCGAGAUGUCACAGGAUGGAAAAAGGUAUGGUCAGAUUAUAAAGUGAAUUUGAAAAAGAAACUAAAGCACAACAGAGACAGACAAGAAACUGGUAGAACUCUUGGUGAGCCAAAUAAAGAAAUGCCAAUUUCAUCCCUCGAACAGAUUGUUAUUCGUAUAAUUGGUAUGUCAAAAUUUGAUAAUUGGAUUGACGAUACCCAAACAAGUAAUAAUUCAUCACUUAACAUUUCUGCACCACGAACUAUAAGUUUAUCAAAAUCUUCAUCACCCGAAAAUCCUUCAACUGACAUUGAGUACAUUGAUUUUGAUGUCAAUAACAGUACUGAAAAUCUUAACUCAGAAAUGUUUUUUAACAGUACAAGUGCUGAAGAAUUAAUAACAAAAGUUGAAACAGAAAGUUAUUGUUCAUUUGAUACAAUAAAAUCAUCGAAAAAACGUCGUAUUUCUAACAAUAUGGAAAUGACUGAAACGGAAAUGACUGAGAAAGAAAUAUUUCGUCAAGAAAAAAUACGAAAAUUUGAUCAAAUUGUUGUGCAAAAUAAUGAAAUUGGUGAAUGUUUAAAACGAACAUGUCAAGCAAUUGAACAACUUCAAGAAGGUCAAAAAGAAUUAGUAAAUGUUUUGAAAAGAGGUUUUGAACAACAGGCGGAACAUAAUAAGACUAUGCAGGAAUUAAAAAGAAAAAAAUUGGAGAAAUUUGAUUUUUAUCAGAAGGAAAAAUUAAAAUUGAAGCGAUAUGUGUUGUCGAUGGAGGAAAGUCGUGAUAGCUCUGAAGAGGUUUAAGAUUUUAUUUAUAAUCAAGGAAGUAUUAUUUUUUAGUAAGG